This is a messenger RNA of Colletotrichum acutatum, 408 nucleotides long. Its product is annotated as heterokaryon incompatibility protein-domain-containing protein. The annotation marks the transcript as partial. The record is from RefSeq and is a predicted model, not a curated record. The transcript has a single exon. NCBI's taxonomy places the organism in Eukaryota, Fungi, Ascomycota, Sordariomycetes, Glomerellales, Glomerellaceae.
AUUCCAACCAGGCUCAUAGACGUUGGCAGCACAGACCUAGACGUCCCACGCCUUGUUGCUUCGGAUGCCCUGCACAAAGAAAAUGAGGAGAAACUUCAUGGAGUUGAAUAUGCGACACUCAGUUACUGCUGGGGCUCCAGAGAAGACGCAGCUGAGCAGCUGAAAACCACCAGAGAGAACUUAUCAGAACACCUUGAGGGUAUAUCACUCGACUCUAUGAGUCCUGUUGUGAGAGACACUGCAAUCACGUGCAGAGCUCUCGGUCUACGAUAUCUUUGGGUGGAUGCCCUUUGCAUCAUUCAAGGAGACAUAGAAGACUGGAACACAGAGAGCCUAACCAUGGGUCGUGUCUACUAUUGUUCGGCUCUGACCAUUUGUCCACUGACGUCUACAUCCUGUCUGCAGGGG